Molecule: messenger RNA, 1852 nt
Organism: Phalaenopsis equestris
Lineage: Eukaryota; Viridiplantae; Streptophyta; Magnoliopsida; Asparagales; Orchidaceae
Product: BTB/POZ domain-containing protein At5g41330
Exons: 1
Coding region: 106-1491 (461 amino acids)
Biological process (GO): protein homooligomerization
Molecular function (GO): protein binding
Source: RefSeq, a predicted model, not a curated record
UUUGACUUCUUCUUCUUCCCCUCCUCCUCACAUAUAAGUUAGGGUUUACCCAUCUCCUUCUUCCCCAAAACUCAAGAAAGAAAACAAUAAAAAACUAUUCCGACGAUGCCACCCUUCGACGGCACCACCACCGCCGCUCUCCUCUUCCCCCAUAAGCUGCCGGAACCCUCCAUCGUUACCCUAAACGUCGGCGGCCGCGUCUUCCAAACCACAUCGCAAACCCUAGCCGCCGCCGGAUCAUCUUCUCUUCUUUCUUCCCCUCCUUCCUUCAUCGAUCGAGAUCCCGAUCUCUUCGCCUCCCUUCUCGCCUUCCUCCGCACCGGCCGACUCCCCUCCGCCGCAGCGGCCGACGAUAUCUCAGACCUCGCCGCCGAGGCCGAGUUCUACGGCAUCGAUCCUCGUCUACUUCUUUCCUCCUCUUCUUCUUCCUCCUCCCUCUCUCUCCGCCGCUCACUUCUUCUCCCUCUUCCUGGCCGUGAUCCCGUCACCGCACUCUCUGCUUCCCCUUCCGGCGAACUCCUUGCCGCCCACGGUUCCAAGAUCUCAUCUUUCGACUUCUCCCUUCGUCGCCGGAAUACUUUCUUAACCUCUCUCCCCGCUGUGGACUCCCUCUUCUCCCUCCGCAACUCUUCUCUCGCUUUCGCCGGAGCAGCCGAUUUCCCCGGCCUGCAAAUUCUCGACCUCAGGUCCGGCUCUCUUCGCAAAACCCUAAACUGGUACCCCCAUCCUUCUGCUCCCGGAGCCACCGUUCAAUCCGUCUGCGCAUCCGCCGACCGUCAACUCCUUUUCUCCAGCUACGAAUCCGGCCGCCGCAACGCCAGCGCUAUCCUCGCUUUUGAUCUCAACUCCGGCGGCGAUUUCCGCCCUGUUUAUGAAAUCUCUCGCCGCGAGAUCUAUGGAGCUGAGCUCGAUUCCGCCAUUCCGGCAACAAAGCUCAAAUGGGUUCCAUCGCUCAAUCUCCUCAUGACUGCCGGAUCGCACUGGAGUCCUUCUGGUGUUGUCGGUAACAUUCAGCUGUGGGACAUCCGUGCCGGAGGUACCCCUGCUGCAAUUUUCGAUUUGAAGGAGAAAGAUGACUGCUUUGCGGAUGUCACGGUUUCGGAUGAGCUAUCUGCAAUGUUUAAGGUGGGAGCGAACUCUGGAGAUGUGUUCAUGGCGGAUUUGAGGAAACUAGAUGCAGGGGAGCCAUGGUUUCGGCUUGGCGGAGGGAGUUGGAAUGGUGGGAAGAAGGAAGGGAAGGGGUGUAGGAUUGAGAGCGAAGGAAGGCAGGUGUUUUGCAGCCGGGGAGGGGAUAUAGAGGUGUGGAGCGAGGUGGCGAUGGCGGCGGCGAUGGAGUUUGAGAAGAAGGUGAUGAGGAGGAAUUUGUUGGGGAGGGAGAAGGAUAUGGGUGGAGCGAGGAUUUUGCAGAUGGCUUUUGGAGGUAAAAGAAUGGUGGUGGCGAGGAGCGGGGAGUGUUCCGUUGAGGUUUGGGAGAGCUCAGAUCGUUGCUGACGGUUGAGAGAUUCAGGUUCUUCAGUCUCCUUCCUUUCUGGUUCUGUAGAAUGGUUGCAGAGAUCAGGUGUUCAGUUUUUCUUCAGUCUGUUGUACAGUGAAGAAUGGAUUUUUUUUUUUUUUGGAUUGAUUGAUUGAUUUUGUUAUUUUUGAGUCUGUAGAAUGUGUUACAAAGAGGAGUGUUUAUACCACUUGAAAAAAGUACACAUUUUCAUGUAUAAGUAUGAUACUAUGUAUGUAAUUUGACACUUCCUUGCUCCACAGACAUUUCUUUCCUAUGAGAAUAUGACCAGUGGUGGCACAAUGAGCAAUCAACAUUUAGGGGUCUCAAAUUAGAUUGUUUCAUGAGACUAGCUAAACU